AUGGCAAACGAUGCUCCCUUUGAGUGGUGGAGGCCAGCGAAGGGCACGAUUUCUGAGUUCAACAAAAAGGGGAGGGAGAUUCGUCCAACACUAUACCCUAUAGGAAGUUUGCUUGUGCAGUUAAGAUAUGAGAAAGGUGACCGGAACCCAUGGUACGAGUUUGUGGUGACACAGCUUGAGCCUGCUUACGACAACCUUCCCACCGCCGUCAUUGAGGGGAUGAAAAUUUACGAUCCUGAGCCCUUUAACGACCCAUCAGGGGCUUGCCGAGAUUGCGGCUUCCGUUUUUCCAUGUCGGGAGAAGAACUCUUUCCAGGUUCUGUCGUUAUGGGCAUGAAUCGAGAGGAGCCUUGUGCCAGAACUGGUGUGGUAUCCGACAGUGACGACUUUCUGUUUAUCAGACUUGUCUCUGCUCGAUCAACUCGAGGAUACUGCGAAGCCUCGUCAGCAUCAUCAUCAUUAUGGGAUUACCUCGUGAGCCCUACCUUCUUUUCAAUGCUCCCACUCGCAAUGUUGACUGUCUUCAUGAACUCGGGUCCUGCCUCUAAGCCGAGUGUCUCGAGGGAGAUCCCUUUGUACACCAUUUGCAAGGCCUUGGCAGGGGUAAACAUCGUUUUGAAGGCGUGUUAG
Molecule: messenger RNA, 630 nt
Organism: Histoplasma mississippiense
Lineage: Eukaryota; Fungi; Ascomycota; Eurotiomycetes; Onygenales; Ajellomycetaceae
Exons: 2
Coding region: 1-630 (209 amino acids)
Source: RefSeq, a predicted model, not a curated record